Molecule: messenger RNA, 576 nt
Organism: Durio zibethinus
Lineage: Eukaryota; Viridiplantae; Streptophyta; Magnoliopsida; Malvales; Malvaceae
Source: RefSeq, a predicted model, not a curated record
AUGGUAGCAACUAGCAUAUUUUUCAAUCCUGCGGUGUUUGUUAAUGGGAAGUUCUCAAGGACUAAACUUGCCAAAGCAGAAGACUUCUUCUUUUCAGGACUCAACAUGCCAGGAAACACAUCGAAUCAAAUAGGAUCAAAAGUUAACCCUGUCAAUGUUGAACAUAUACCAGGACUUAACACUCUUGGCAUAUCUCUGGUUCGAAUUGACUUUGCACCUUAUGGCGGUUUAAACCUUCCUCACUCAUCGUCGUGCCACUGGGAUCCUAGUCGUCAUGGAGGGUGCACUCUAUGUUGGUUUUGUUACAUCAGAGAACCAUCUCAUCACCAAAGUCCUCAACCCUGGAGAUGUUUUGUUUUCCCAGUUGGUCUCAUUCACUUCCUAUUCAAUGGGAGGAAAACUAAUGCUGUUGCCUUUGCUGGUUUAAGUAGCCAAAACCCUGGUGUCAUAACAAUAGCAAACGCAGUCUUUGGAUCCAAUCCAGCUAUUAAUCCUGAUAUUCUUGUCAAGGCCUUCCAGCUAGACAAGAAUGUGGUGAAUUACCUACAGUCACAAUUCUGGUGGGAUAGCAAUUAG